Molecule: messenger RNA, 3369 nt
Organism: Naumovozyma castellii
Lineage: Eukaryota; Fungi; Ascomycota; Saccharomycetes; Saccharomycetales; Saccharomycetaceae
Gene: RIA1
Product: GTPase RIA1
Exons: 1
Coding region: 1-3369 (1122 amino acids)
Source: RefSeq, a predicted model, not a curated record
AUGCCAAGAGUAGGUCCAGAAACUUUCAAAAGACUACAAAACGACCCUUCAUGCAUCCGAAACAUCUGUAUUGUGGCUCACGUGGAUCAUGGUAAGACAUCCCUCUCGGACUCUCUCCUCGCAUCCAACGGGAUCAUAUCGCAACGUCUCGCUGGUAAGAUUAGGUUCUUGGACUCCAGACCGGAUGAACAAAUACGUGGGAUUACGAUGGAAUCUUCUGCCAUCUCCCUUUAUUUCAGAGUCUUGCAUAAGAACCCGCUGGGCGAGGAUAAGGAUCCUUUGGUUAAUGAACAUUUGAUUAACUUGAUCGAUUCUCCAGGACACAUCGACUUUUCUAGUGAAGUGAGUGCUGCUUCUAGAUUAUGUGACGGUGCCGUCGUAUUGGUCGAUGUUGUGGAGGGGGUUUGUUCUCAAACCAUUACUGUGUUGAGACAAUGUUGGACAGAGAAACUGAAACCUAUAUUGGUGUUAAAUAAGAUUGAUAGAUUGAUUGUGGAGUUGCAAUUGACCCCACAGGAGGCAUUCUUGCAUUUAAAUAGAGUCAUCGAACAAGUGAAUUCUGUUAUUGGAUCCUUCUUUGCGGGGGAGAGACAAUUGGAGGAUUCAUCUUGGAGAGAACGGUUGGAAAGUAAUGCUGAGGCGGAAUUUGUAGAAAAGGACGAUUCAGAUAUUUAUUUCAACCCAGCCGAUAAUAAUGUCAUAUUUGCAUCCGCUGUGGAUGGAUGGGGGUUCAAUAUUGGUCAAUUGGCAAAAUUUUAUGAAGCUAAAUUGGGGGCCAAGAGAGAAAACUUACAAAAAGUUCUUUGGGGUGAUUUUUUUAUGGAUCCAAAGACUAAGAAAAUUAUAAAUAAUAAGGGACUCAAGGGAAGAUCUUUGAAACCACUAUUUGUUUCAUUGAUCUUGGAUAACAUUUGGAAGAUCUAUGAGAAUGUUGUUGUAGAAAGAAAUACAGACAUGAUUGAGAAGAUUACAAAUGCUCUUCAGAUUAAAUUACAACCCCGUGACCUUAGAUCAAAGGAUGACAAGCAAUUACUAAAGACCAUAAUGGGUCAGUGGUUACCUGUGAGUACCGCUGUUUUAUUAACAGUCAUUGAAAAGCUACCAUCUCCCUUGAAUUCUCAAGAGACAAGAUUAGAAACAAUUCUGGGAGAAGAACAUGAUCCCACUUCAAUGGAUCCAAAACUAUUAGCUGCUAUGAAAGAAUGUGAUAGAAAUGGACCAGUUUGUGCAUAUGUUUCUAAGAUGAUUUCCAUACCAAGAGAGGAAUUACCGAUUACUCCUUCCGAUAACACCUCUUCUUCGGCAGAUAAUUUUAUGGAAAGAAAUAGAAGGGCCAGAGAGGAAGUAUUGAAUGCAGCCAAGAGAGCUGAGAUGGUAGAAAAGAUGGCUAAUAUGAAAUUAAAAGAUGAACAAGAAAAGAAGAUGAAACAACAACAAGAAGAUGAAGAAAACGAUUUAUAUAAGCGUGCCAAGGACACUGUUAUGACACCUGAGAUCGACACUAAGAAACAUUCCGGUGCUUCUCAUCCUUCGAAAGUAGAUAAAAGUAGUGAUACUUUUGAAAUCAUUACCGAGCCAGCACCAGCUUUAGAUCUUGGAUUUGAAUAUGAAAUGGAAGAUGAAGAAAAUGAUAAUGGACUAGUGCCUGAUUUUGUACCAACUGAUGUAGACCCUAAUGAUCCAUUAGCUUCAAUGUUUGAAUAUGAAGAGGAGGAUCCAUUCGCCACCACAACAACAAUUACUCCUAACGUCGAGGAAAGUGAAGAAGAUAUCUUUGAUGAAAGUGAGGAAGUGCUAAUUGGGUUUGCUAGAAUCUACAGUGGUUCUAUAAGUGUUGGUCAAGAAAUUUCUGUACUUGGACCAAAGUAUGAUCCAAAGAAUCCCACGGAACAUAUUCAUACUGCUACUGUCACCUGUCUAUAUCUAUUUAUGGGUAAAGAACUUGUUCCCUUAGAUACAUGCCCAUCAGGGAAUAUUGUCGGUAUCGGUGGUUUAGCAGGGAAGAUUUUAAAGAACGGUACUUUAGUUCAAAAGGAUGUUCAAGGUGUGAAUCUAGCUGGUGUUAAUUUCCAUUCUACUCCAAUUGUUCGUGUAGCAGUUGAGCCAGCAAACCCAGUCGAGAUGGGGAAACUAGUCCGUGGGUUAAAGCUGUUAGAUCAGGCUGAUCCUUGUGUGGAAACGUAUGUCUCCGAUACGGGUGAACAAAUCUUAUGCACUGCUGGUGAAUUGCAUCUCGAAAGAUGUUUGAAAGAUUUAACGGAAAGGUUUGCAGGUAUUGAAAUAACCCAUUCAGAGCCAGCGAUUCCAUACAGGGAAACGUUUUUAUCCACGCCAGAUAUGAAUCCAGUGAAGAAUAACGACCUGGGAAGAGGACGCACAGAAUUAGUAUUAGGACCUUAUAAAAUGACUUUGAAGACUAUUCCAUUGCAUGACGACAUAACAAAGUUCUUAGAAGCUCAUGAGGCAAAUAUCAAGAAUAUUAUUAGUGAAUCCUCCUCUGAGUCACAACUUGCCAAUGUUGACACCAUUAGAGAUUCCUUUAUAUCUCAUUUAAGACAACUUUUAGAAGAUGAUGAGAAGAGUAAGCUUGCUUUACAGGGUUGUAUCUCUAAAAUUGCUGCAUUUGGACCUAAGAGAACAGGUUGUAAUAUCCUGAUGUCAGAAAAUAGGCUAUUAAAUAGUUUAUUCGAAUCCAGAGUUGGCACCUUUGACUAUGCAGAUUCUAUUUUGAAUGGGUUCCAGCUUUCAGUUAAUGAAGGUCCAUUAGCAAACGAACCUGUACAAGGUAUGUGUGUUAUCGUCGAAGACAUUCAUGAAAUGGAUAAAGCUGAACUUGCAAAUCUAGAUGAUCCUUAUUAUCAGACAAAUAUUCCAAAUUUGUCUGGUAGGUUUAUUACUUCUACAAGAGACAGUAUCCAUGAAUCCUUCCUAGAUUGGUCACCUAGAAUAAUGUGGGCUAUGUACACUUGUGAUGUUCAAACGUCGGUUGAAGUAUUAGGGAAAGUCUACGCAGUUAUUCAACAAAGACAAGGGAAAAUUAUUUCAGAGGAGAUGAAAGAAGGUACUCCAUUUUUCCAGGUUGUUGCACAAAUUCCUGUUGUCGAAGCAUUUGGAUUGAGUGAAGAUAUUAGAAAGAAAACAUCUGGGUCAGCUCAACCACAAUUGGUAUUUUCCGGGUUCGAAUGUAUUGAUAUGGACCCAUUCUGGGUUCCAACAACUGAAGAGGAGUUGGAAGAGUUGGGUGAUACAGCAGACAAGGAAAAUAUAGCUCGUAGACAUAUGAAUUCCAUCAGAAAACGCAAGGGUUUGUUUGUAGAGGAAAAAGUCAUCGAAAAUGCCGAAAAACAACGUACUUUGAAGAGAAAUUAG